Gigantopelta aegis is the source of this 1117-nucleotide messenger RNA. RefSeq names its product DNA repair protein complementing XP-A cells homolog. The transcript has 7 exons. Gene Ontology annotation, cellular component: nucleotide-excision repair factor 1 complex. Lineage: Eukaryota; Metazoa; Mollusca; Gastropoda; Neomphalida; Peltospiridae. Gene Ontology annotation, biological process: base-excision repair; nucleotide-excision repair, DNA damage recognition; UV-damage excision repair. The record is from RefSeq and is a predicted model, not a curated record. Bases 142 to 963 code for a protein of 273 amino acids. Gene Ontology annotation, molecular function: damaged DNA binding.
CGGCCGAUCUGUUGUGCAACACAUUUUCAUCCAGUGUUUUGGUUUGAGAAUGAUCACAAGCUAAAUUAAAACACCGAGUCUGUAUUACUGCUGUCUGUUAAUGUUAGAUGUCCCUGGUUUUAUGACAUUGCAGCUUUUAUAAUGAAAUGUGAUGGUGAGUCAGCAACAUGUAGUAAUGUAGAGGAGGAUGAACCAGUUGAGGUAAAGCUGUCAGACAAACAGCGAGCCCAAAUUGAGCGGAACCGGCAGAAGGCAUUGCUGAUAAGACAGGCUCGUUCACAGAGCCAGCCAAACACAAAUGAAAAACAGGGACUGACGUUAAAACGACCUCGGCAGGAGAUAGACACUGGAGCGGGAUUUUUUAUUGAAGAAGAUGAAGAAGUGCUUUCUAAGGUUGCGACAAAGGUCAAACAUCCAUUGGGGCCUGUCAUGGCAGUCGAUAACUUGAUUUGCUCCGAUUGUCAGAAAGAAUUCAUGGAGUCCUUCUUGUAUGAACAUUUUGAUCUGGCAGUGUGUGAUGUCUGCAGGGAAAAAGAAGAAAAAUACAAACUGAUCACAAAAACAGAUGCUAAAAGCAAAUAUCUGCUAAAAGACUGUGACUUUGACAAGCGAGAGCCUCCACUCAAGUUUAUAAUUCGCAAGAAUCGUCAAAACCCACGGUGGGGAGACAUGAAACUAUACCUCAGUAUGCAGGCAGAAGCGAGAGCUCUCGAAGUGUGGGGCAGUGAGGAAAACAUUGAAGAGCAACAUGAACAACGGGUAGAGAACAGAGAAAAAACGAAACAAAAGAAAUUUGAUAAACGGGUUAAAGAACUCAGGAUGGCAGUACGGAGCAGUCUGUGGAGAAAAACGACGACAAACCACGAACACGAGUAUGGAGAAGAAAGUUACAAUGAGGAUGAGGACGAGUAUUCAAAAACAUGUAAAACAUGUGCUUACGUCAUGACGUAUGAAAAAAUGUGAUCGUGUUCACAGGCACAAUACUUCCUAAUUAGUGUUUUCCCUAGCUUGUGUUAGCAUGGUGCAGCACCAUGCCUCAAUAGUCUAGUGCCAUCUUGCCUUAAUGAGCACCAUGCUGCCCUGAGAUUAAACAAGCCUUUUUCACCAAUUAAUUCUA